Molecule: messenger RNA, 557 nt
Organism: Belonocnema kinseyi
Lineage: Eukaryota; Metazoa; Arthropoda; Insecta; Hymenoptera; Cynipidae
Gene: ND-13B
Product: NADH dehydrogenase [ubiquinone] 1 alpha subcomplex subunit 5
Exons: 3
Coding region: 96-452 (118 amino acids)
Biological process (GO): respiratory electron transport chain
Source: RefSeq, a predicted model, not a curated record
GCAGACGGCAUUUAGCAGACAGUAACUGCUGUGCAGAUUUUCUGUCACGAAUAAACAUUUUCAUAAAAAAGAAAACACCAAAAGGAACUUAAAAAAUGGCAGGGGCCCUUAAAAAGUCGACCGGAUUAACUGGACUUGCAGUUUCGCAAGAUCCUCAUCGCAUGCUUAAUAUUUUAUACGGGAAAAUUCUUCGAGCACUUGAUAAAUUGCCCCAGGAUUAUCCUUACAGAAUUUAUACAGAAAAACUUGUCAAGGAUAGAGCAACUGUCGUCAAAGAUAACGAUAAUGUAACCGCCAUUGAGGAGAAGAUUGGCUGCGGUCAAGUUGAAGAAUUGAUUUCACAGGCCCAAAGCGAAUUGGUUUUGGCACGAAAGAUGUUGGAGUACAAACCAUGGCAGCCUCUAAUGCAACAAGAGCCCAAAAAUCAGUGGACAUGGCCUCCACACAAGUAGAUAUAUAUAUUAAUUCGUUGAUAGUUUUACAUCGUAUAUUUCUGUAACAUAAAUCGUCUGUAAUUAAAUACCAGGGUGCUCUUGACCCACAGAAGUAUGAGAAAA